AUGGACAGUGUUGCUGUUGUACUUGAAGUCGCCGCGAAGUCGGGCAAUCUUAAAGGGACUUCUAUCAAAGCCCUUAAGGACGCGGCGACCUUAAUUACUAAAAUGUUGGGAGGCCUCUACGAGCGCAAUGUAAAUGAGGACACGAAGCUGUUGGAAAGCCGCUUUCAAAGUACGAUGACGGAACUCAAAUGCGCCAAAACAGAAAUAUCCCGAAUCUCUGCAGAUAACGCCAAACUGCGAGAGGAUGUAGGGGGCUUGCGGCUUGUUCAGGAUGAGCUCAAACGUGCUCGUACACCUGCUAGUCGGGAGCGUCGCCAGACCACCGUGGGUGAGAUGACCAUCGAAGAGCUCCAGCGGCUUAUCAUUGACCAGACAGGCACAAUGGUGAGCGCCCGCAUAGAAGGGCUUGCCCGUCGAUUACCGCCGGAGGAAAGUUUACGACCGCCUCUUGAGGCAGACAAAAGAAGAUUACAAGCAGUGGGCUCGGCAAAACCCGUUGCUGGGCCCUCAACUGACGCCCCUACUACAUCUAAGGGGCGCAAGUUAAAAAAGAAGGAGGCGAAGAAAGCGAAGGCCAACGCUCAACAGGCGACGCAACCUGCUCCACCCGCCACCUCUGCCGAGGAAGGUUGGGUGACCGUCACUAAGCGGGGAGCUAGAACUAAAGCUGCGGCAACGGGCGCCAGCCUCAUAGAGGUGGCGGGUGACGACAUCGAGGAACUGACCGAGAAAUUGCUUGUCCGCAUGAGGGAACUGAUAGACCCGGAGAUAGCCGAGGUGUCUCGGCCGAUGAAAACGGCUGCAUUCCGCAUAUCGGGAUUGGACGACGCUGUGGAGGCGCUGGAUAUACAUGAGGCUGUAUCCGAACAAGGAGGGUGUCAAACUGACACGGUGCUAGUGAGCGAGAUUCGACAAAGUCGACGCGGCAUGGGCACAGCAGUGGUUAGGUGUCCGAUUUCUGCCGCCAAAAAGCUGAUCGAGGGUGGCAGAAAACGAUUACUGGUGGGCUGGGUCUCGGUGGCUAUAAACAUCUUGCCGUCGAAACCGAUGCGGUGCUUUAGAUGUCACGAAUUGGGCCAUGUUGUGGCAAAAUACGAUCGGGUUGACCGGAGCGCCCUGUGCCUCCGAUGUGGAGGGCCUAAUCAUAAGGCUAGAGAGUGCACUGCUGCCUCACACUGCAUGGUGUGCGCGGCGGCUGGAGCAGCGUCGAACCAUAUGCUGGGGGGUAAGUCAUGCAAACCCCCACAAAGGGCAAAACGCAGGGAGAAAACCUCCGGGCCAGCUUCGACUACCGUUCCGGAGUCGGAGGCCAUGGAGACUGCCAAGAUAUGA
This is a messenger RNA of Diatraea saccharalis (sugarcane borer), 1332 nucleotides long. The record is from the annotation of a GenBank genome assembly. NCBI's taxonomy places the organism in Eukaryota, Metazoa, Arthropoda, Insecta, Lepidoptera, Crambidae.